GUGGUGUUUAUGGGGUUCUUUAGGGUUAAAAAGACGCACCCCUUUUUAUGGUUAUUAGCCUGACCACAGAUGGGGGGGAAAAUGGCGUCUGCCAUGAAGCGAAAAUGUGUGAUUGAUGUUGACAUCAGACAUGACAGUGUUUUGAGAGUUGCAAAUGCAACGCAUACUUUAUGUAUCGCAAAUCAAAGGUUUUCAGACGCGGUAAAGCUUUCUCCUCACAGGAUUAACCGGAGCAAUGCAGGGGGAGGUGUCCCGUUCUCUAAAGCGUUUUGUGAAACGAUCGGGUACGCUGUAGAAUUCAUGUUCGGAGAUGUGUUCCAGUCAGGCAUUAAAGUGAUUACAGACUUUUUGUAUCAGAAAACGUUACCAGCUGACAAAAUGGACAGUCUCCUGCUAAGGAAACUCUUGGACUUCGUAAAAGACGAAAGAAGAAUAAAAGUUUAUCACGAGAAGCUGAGUGGGACAGAACUGGCAGUAACAUUAACGAAUCAUCUCUUUGGAAAACUAGCGACACUCGGGAGUUACCUUGUUGACAGGUGUGAUGCUGGUGAAAAAGAAGUUGAAUGCUCUUGUAUUGAUCAGUCGUGUGAGACAGCCGGUCGUUAUGGAGAUACCAGUAUAGGAAACAUAGACGUUUGGCAUGGAGAUGUGGAUGUACUUAUCAAUAAUGACCUGAUUGUGCAGCAUUUGAAGGACCCACCAAGAAGCCGUGGAGAAAAUGAAAGUAGCCCUGGGGGGCAAACUCCUGUUGAAGCGAAAGUAAACUGUAGUGUUCUCGCAGGAAAUCCACACAUUACUGCACAGACCACCGUGUUUUCGUUUCUUCAGAAGAAGACACAUCCAGAGAGAGAUCAUUUUUUAAUUCCGUGUUUUGGAGUUGGGAAUUCUACCCUAGUGGUGGUGUUUUACGAUUCGGAGCACGAUGUUCUGCUAGAGAGUACCCACAUACCCCUGUUUCGUUCAUCAGGUUGCGACGAAUAUGAAUUUAACGAUACUGCAAUUAUAGUUUCAUGGCUGACGGUCAAUUACAAAUAUCUGUGUUCUGGUGUAACUGAGGACAUGAAAAGUUUUAAGGGAGAUUUUUUCGAGGAUGUGAGAGAAAAAAUGAAGAUAUACGAAGGAGAACUACAACUAGGAAAUAUUGCUUAUCCUGUGUGGAAUGUUCUUAAGAAAUCAUUACAGUUUAGUUCAUUUUUGGAGGAACAGGAGAUGAAACUUGUAGCAAUAAUCCACAGAGAAAUGAGAGAACAAGGAGGUAUUGAGUAAGACUGAAUCGUGUCUCAAAUAAAUCAGACAACAAGGAUGUGUUGAAUAAGACUGAAUCGUGUCUCAAAUAAAUAAGACAACAAGGAAGUAUUGAGUAAGACUGAAUCGUGUCUCAAAUAAACAUGAAAUAUUCGCAAGUCAUAACAAUGCAGAUAUAUGAAUAUGGGGAAACGUUCAAUGACCUAUGGCAAGUGUAUUCAUAUCCAUUUUAGAAUGAUAAACCACACAAAUGACUGUCCUAGAAUGUAAACAUGAUAAACCACACAAAUGACUGUCCUAGAAUGAAAACAUGAUAAACCACACAAAUGACUGUUCUAGAAUGUAAACAUGAUAAACCACACAAAUGACUGUUCUAGAAUGUAAACAUGAUAAUCCACACAAAUGACUGUUCUAGAAUGUAAACAUGAGAAACCACACAAAUGACUGUCCUAGAAUGUAAACAUGAUAAACCACACAAAUGACUGUUCUAGAAUGUAAACAUGAUAAACCACACAAAUGAUUGUCCUUUUGUUUUAAAAAAAAAUGAAAAAUAUCUUUAAUGGUCUUCAUGUUGCAUGUAGAAUGAUAAACACAAUGAAAUACAAUUCAUGUAAGUGUAAUAUUCAUAGAGAACUGAUGUAUGUAGAGCGCCAUGUUAAAUGUGCAGCCUUGAGCUCAAAUGACCAAGAAACUGAACAUGCUAGAAUUGCUUUAUGGAACCCAUUGAGCAAGUAUUAUUUGUAUAAACAAUAAUUAGAAAACAAUGUGUUCGAAGAAAAUAGUUUGAUUUUAUCAACCUGUAUUAAAUGAAUAUAUUUCUGACAUUAUGAACAGUUAUGAAUUCGGAUUAAAUUUAAUAACAUUGA
Ostrea edulis (European flat oyster) is the source of this 2111-nucleotide messenger RNA. RefSeq lists its product as uncharacterized. The transcript is spliced from 3 exons. Lineage: Eukaryota; Metazoa; Mollusca; Bivalvia; Ostreida; Ostreidae. Bases 70 to 1266 code for a protein of 398 amino acids. The record is from RefSeq and is a predicted model, not a curated record.